This is a messenger RNA of Nerophis lumbriciformis (worm pipefish), 1095 nucleotides long. The record is from RefSeq and is a predicted model, not a curated record. NCBI's taxonomy places the organism in Eukaryota, Metazoa, Chordata, Actinopteri, Syngnathiformes, Syngnathidae.
AUGAGGACACCUGGAAUGGCGCUUUUCAAGCAGCAGGCUGUGGAGGAUUUCUAUGACAUUGGGCAGGAAUUAGGAAGUGGUCAGUUUGCAGUGGUCAAGCGUUGCACCGAGAAAAGCACAGGCGUCGAGUACGCCGCCAAGUUCGUCAAGAAGCGGCAAAAUCGGGCCAGUAGGCGUGGCGUGAGGCGCGAGGAGAUCGAGAGGGAGGUGAACAUCCUGCAGCAGCUCCAGCACCCCAACGUGGUCGCCCUUCACGACGUCUAUGAGAACCGUACCGACGUGGUGCUCGUCCUUGAACUAGUUUCUGGUGGAGAGUUGUUCGAUUUCCUGGCUCGUAAGGAGUCGCUUUGUGAAGAGGAGGCCACUCAGUUUAUCAAACAGAUCCUGGAUGGAGUCCAGUACAUCCACUCCAAGAGGAUUGCCCAUUUUGAUCUAAAGCCUGAAAAUAUAAUGCUACUGGACAGGAAUGGUCCUCUUCCCCGCAUCAAAAUCAUUGAUUUUGGAUUAGCACACAAGAUGGAAGAUGGAGCAGACUUUAAAAAUAUUUUUGGAACCCCUGAAUUUGUUGCUCCAGAGAUAGUCAACUAUGAGCCCCUGGGAUUGGAGGCAGAUAUGUGGAGCGUCGGUGUCAUCACGUAUAUUCUUUUGAGCGGAGCGUCACCUUUUCUCGGCGACACAAAGCAAGAAACGCUGGGGAACAUCUCGGCCAUGAGUUACGAAUUUGACGAGGAGUUCUUCAGCAACACCAGCGAGUUAGCCAAGAGCUUCAUCAGACAGCUGCUAGUGAAAGACACGAGGAAACGGAUGAGCAUACAAGACGCCUUGAACCAUCCUUGGAUUAAGCCUCACAAUACCAGACAAGCUAUGGUCAAGAGGUUGUCUGUGGUCAACUUAGAGAACUUCAAGAGGCAGUAUGCCAGGCGCCGGUGGAAGCUCUCAUUCAGAAUUGUGGCUCUGUGCAACCACUUAACACGGAUCAUGAAGAAGGGCCACAAACUUCCAGAACAGGAUGGGAGGGAUUGUGAGAGUGACCAGGAAGAAAUUGAAAUCCUGAAGAGGCGACCCAGGACCAGAAAGAGAAGCAGCACUUCCUGA